AUUCAUACUUAACCCUGAAUCUGUUCCUUCUAGGGUUCGGUACUUUGGCGGGAAGACAGAACAGGUUGAAACUAUUCAGUUACAGGCGAGGAUUUAGAGGUCCUCCGAUGUCGUUCAUGGAAGAUUUUCAAGCCAGCCUAGAGUCACUGCCAACUAUGCUGCAACGCCAAUAUUCAUUGAUGCGUAAUUUAGAUAAAAGCUUACAAGAGAUCCAGCGGCAAAAUGAACAACGGUGUGAACAAGAAAUAGAGGAUAUCAAGCGGGGAGUUAAGUCUGGUAAUAUCACACCAGAUGCCUCACUUAUCAGAUUUUCAGAUUAUGCUCUUGAAGAACAGAAGCACUGCAUUAGGAUUGCUGAUGAAAAGGUUGCCUUGGCCAUCCAGGCCUAUGAUUUGGUGGAUGCACACAUUCAACAACUUGAUCAAUAUUUGAAGAGAUUUGAUGAAGAACUUCGACGAGAAAGGGAUCUAGCUUCUGCUGGUGGGGUAACUGCUCCAAACCUCGAUAUUAGUGUGAAAUCUGGAAGGGGAAGUGAAAGUAGCAAAAGGGGGCGUAAAAAAACACGCUUAGCAUCAGCUGCAGCAGCAGAACCACCAAGUAUGGAUUUAGAUUUGCCUGUGGAUCCAAAUGAACCCACAUACUGUUCCUGCAACCAAGUUAGCUAUGGAGAGAUGGUUGCAUGUGAUAAUCCAGAUUGUAAGAUAGAAUGGUUUCAUUAUGGCUGUGUUGGUCUCAAAGAACAACCAAAAGGGAAGUGGUACUGCUCAGACUGUGCAGCGUUACAAAAGCGUCGGAAAGGAAAAUGAAUAGCACAUAUUUUCUGGAUGUAGGAGCUCUGUUUGCAGAUCAUGUCUUCCAAGUUCCACAAGGAAAUGGAGUUUCUGUUGCUGCUAAUCUAGUUCUGGUAUUUUUCAUAUUCUAAGAUUUUGUGGAAGGUGGAGGUCCUAAGCUGAUUGUGAGAAUUAAAGAUCAUGAGAAUAAUCUCUGCAGUUUGCAGUAUGGCUUCCGCCAAUGAAUCAUGUUCUGGGUGUUUCCUGUAUUUGUCAUGGGCAGAGUACACCAAGGAACUGAAGAUGAUCUAUUCUGGGUUGGUUUUAUAACAAAUUCAGUCAUUAGCGACAAAAGAGGAAGCCAGACCCCCCCCAUAAUGACCUUGGAUUGUGGUAUUAGGAUUUCAACUUUCAACAAACCGUCCCUUGUGCAGGGAAGUUAGCAUUUUAGGUUUAAUGCCAAUUUUCAGGCUCCUCACAAGCAUUGCGGCAUUAUCCAGUCCUGGUUUUACUUGGACACCACUCUGACGUCUUUAAUUUGCAUAUUGAGACUGAUACUUUGUAGCAUUGAGAUUUGAGAGUCCAAGCAGAGCUGUUCAAGCCAGAGAAGCCAUUUCAUGUCUGCCUUGUAUAAUCUUUAGAAUAAUGUAAUAGCAACAAUAAACAUAUGGGCUACUUGAAGAUGUGAAUCCUAAGUCUCAACCCAGAGGUUUGUUUGAUGACUCCAUUUUGAAUGUGAUUCAGCACUCAUGGCCUGAAACCAUGUAAU
This is a messenger RNA of Nelumbo nucifera (sacred lotus), 1539 nucleotides long. It is a transcript of the gene ING1, whose product is annotated as RING/FYVE/PHD zinc finger superfamily protein. The record is from RefSeq and is a predicted model, not a curated record. NCBI's taxonomy places the organism in Eukaryota, Viridiplantae, Streptophyta, Magnoliopsida, Proteales, Nelumbonaceae.